This is a messenger RNA of Amphibalanus amphitrite, 1955 nucleotides long. Its product is annotated as transmembrane ascorbate-dependent reductase CYB561-like. The record is from RefSeq and is a predicted model, not a curated record. Lineage: Eukaryota; Metazoa; Arthropoda; Thecostraca; Balanomorpha; Balanidae. Bases 180 to 926 code for a protein of 248 amino acids. Gene Ontology annotation, molecular function: oxidoreductase activity. The transcript is spliced from 6 exons.
GUAUUGCCUUCGGUACUGCACUGCUCCGCCACAAGUAUUUUUAUUAUGUCACUUUCAUAACGAAACUGAAUAUCAUCUGUAUGUAAUGCAUCUUUUCACUGAACCUUGAAGUUUAUCCUUUCAACGCGGGUGAUGGUGGCAGGAGGAGCGCAAGGCAUCUGUUGGUGACGAUAUUUGGCAUGGAUACUGCUUCAGAUCUCAGGGGCUUUACACUGACCUUCUCCUUGGCAGAAAUAUGUGGCGCGCUGGCCGUCAUCCUCACGGUGGCGUGGGUGGGCCACUUCCGCGGCGGGUUCGCCUGGCAGGCCAACCCGGCCGUCGAGUUCAACUGGCACCCGGUGCUGAUGGUCACCGGCCUGAUCUUCUUGUACGCCAACUCCGCGCUGCUGUACCGCGUGUUCCGCAGUGAGCGGAAGCGUAAGCUGAAGCUGGCGCACGCGCUGCUGAACCUGACGUCGCUGCUGCUGGUGCUGAUCGGCCUGAAGGCGGUGUUCGACUCGCACGACCUGGCCUCGCCGCCGAUCCCCAACCUCUACUCGCUGCACUCGUGGGUCGGCCUCUGCGCUGUGCUCCUGUUCGCCAUGCAGUGGAUUGUCGGCUUCGUCUCGUUCCUGGCGCCGGGCCUGAGCGGCUCCCUGCGGGCUCGCUACCUGCCCUGGCACCAGUUCUUCGGCAUGGCCAUCUUCGUCACUGCUUGCGGCGCCGCCAUCAUGGGGCUGAUGGAGAAGGCAUUCUUCGCGCUGAACCCCAAGAACAAUGAGCAGCCGUAUUCGAAGCUGCCGCCGGAGGCGUACCUGAUCAACUUCGUGGGCCUGCUGCUGGCCGUGUUCUGCUGUCUGGUGGUGUUCCUGCUGUCCCACGGCGGGUACCGGCGGCCGCCGCAGCCCGAGGACGAGAUGCUGCUCCGCGACACUGUCAUCGACUAGAGCCGGCACCGGACCCCAGCUGGAGGGCAUACGGAGGCCAGGACGCCAUGACGGGUGGAAGAGGAGGGGAACGGACAGCUGCCUCCGGAGGCCGGGACAGUCACACCCACAGCUCACAAGUCAGGUCGGGUCGGAGGAGGGCGUCACAGGCGCUGAACGGUAAGGAGCGGGCCAGGCACCUGCCGCUGGGCGGCACAGUCGUCCGUGGGCCCGCGUGACCGAGGCUGCGUGGCGGUCUGGUCAGGCGAGCUCACUGGACAGGGAGGGGCGCCGGUACCCGUCGCGGGGUGUCUGGAGAAGGAGAGCGGCGCUGCGCGCGCCGGCAGCGGCAGGUGUCGGACGUCCCGGCAGCGCGGACCGGCCCGAUUUUCGGCCGAGGCUCAGUCUAAUGACGACCGCGGUGGGUCCACAUGUGCUGUUCCGGCUCUCUGGAACAUGCUGUCCCGGCUCCCCAUGCUCUCUUGGUGCCCCUCCGCAGCAGCGCGGGUAUGUAUUAGUGUCGUGACCGUAGUUGUAUUGGUGUUGUGCAAUGAUAUAUAUCACUGAUAUUCGCUAUUUUUGGGUUGUGACCUGUUGCGUGACAGCCAGUACUAUGCUUUUUUAUCUACGUUUGAACAUACGCGGAGAUGUAUCUAUAUCCCUAUGGUAAUUUGUACUACAAGAAACGCACACGUUUGUAAAAGACUGUUGUCUCGCAUCAAAAUUGGCUGUGUGCUUAGCUUCGUCCGCUGCGUCUUUACUGCAAUUUGUGAUCGACGUCUUGUCACUCCCGAUAGUGGUGGCAAUGUUGUUGUGUUACGUUUUGGUAACUUUUACGGGGAGGCUGUUAUUUUGCAUAUCUCAGGCAUAAUGGCUGAGUGAGUAGCGGGGUUACGUUACCAAGUAAAUAACAUCUGGGAGGCGCAUUGGCUGUCUGUGGAUCUGUCCAUGACCUAGCUUAGUUGUUUCAUGCAAAAUUAUGGACGUGAGCAAUUAUCUGUCUGUAUUCGUUAACCUCGAACAUUCAUAGUAUAUUCGCAGCAUACUACG